Messenger RNA from Grammomys surdaster, 4125 nucleotides. It is a transcript of the gene Pcmtd1, whose product is annotated as protein-L-isoaspartate (D-aspartate) O-methyltransferase domain containing 1. The record is from RefSeq and is a predicted model, not a curated record. The transcript has 7 exons. Gene Ontology annotation, molecular function: protein-L-isoaspartate (D-aspartate) O-methyltransferase activity. Bases 359 to 1432 code for a protein of 357 amino acids. Gene Ontology annotation, biological process: protein modification process. Gene Ontology annotation, cellular component: cytoplasm. Lineage: Eukaryota; Metazoa; Chordata; Mammalia; Rodentia; Muridae.
GAGGACUCCCGCCUACGCAGGCUCGUGACGCGGGGGGCUGGGACGCGGCUCCGGGGACGGAGCAGGCGCUGCUGCUGUGUGAGCUUCUCCUGCGUCUUCGCACCCAGGAUCAGCAGCCCAGAGGAGGCAUCAUCCACAGUGGCCUGGGCCUUCCUACAUCAGUCACCAAUUAAGAAAAUGCCCCCAUGGACUUGCUUGCAGACAGUCUGAGAAACACAUCUUAUUUAAGGUUUUCUCUUUUCAGGUUUAAUUUAUUUUUGGAAAUCAAGUUCAAUAUUAAAAAGAAAAAGCACACAUUAUUGGAAGCCAUUUCUACUAACUCGUUACAUUUUACUUAUGAUUUGAUUUGAAUACUGUCAUGGGAGGAGCUGUGAGUGCUGGGGAAGAUAAUGAUGACUUAAUUGAUAACCUUAAAGAAGCUCAGUACAUCCGAACUGAAAGAGUAGAGCAAGCCUUCAGAGCCAUUGACCGCGGAGAUUACUAUCUGGAAGGCUACAGAGACAAUGCUUAUAAAGACUUAGCCUGGAAGCACGGGAACAUACACUUGUCAGCACCUUGCAUUUAUUCUGAAGUUAUGGAAGCUUUGAAACUUCAACCAGGAUUAUCUUUUCUUAACCUGGGAAGUGGAACCGGAUAUUUAAGUACAAUGGUGGGCUUAAUUUUAGGUCCUUUUGGAAUAAAUCAUGGGAUUGAACUUCAUUCAGAUGUGGUGGAGUAUGCCAAGGAGAAACUGGAGAGUUUCAUCAAAAAUAGUGAUAGCUUUGAUAAAUUUGAAUUUUGUGAACCCGCAUUUGUGGUGGGUAAUUGCCUUCAGAUAGCUUCUGACAGUCAUCAGUAUGAUCGAAUUUACUGUGGAGCUGGAGUCCAGAAAGACCAUGAAAACUACAUGAAGAUCUUACUCAAAGUUGGGGGCAUAUUGGUCAUGCCUAUAGAGGAUCAGUUGACACAGAUUAUGCGAACUGGACAAAACACUUGGGAAAGUAAAAAUAUCCUUGCUGUUUCCUUUGCACCACUAGUACAACCUAGUAAGAAUGAUAAUGGCACACCGGACUCUGUGGGGCUCCCCCCGUGUGCUGUGAGGAAUCUCCAAGACUUGGCUCGUAUUUACAUUCGGCGUACACUUAGAAACUUCAUCAAUGAUGAGAUGCAGGCCAAGGGGAUUCCACAAAGGGCUCCACCCAAAAGGAAAAGAAAGAGAGUUAAACAGAGAAUUAACACUUACGUAUUUGUGGGUAAUCAGCUUAUCCCUCAGCCUCUAGAUAGCGAAGAGGAUGAAAAAAUGGAAGAAGACAGCAAAGAAGAAGAAGAGAAAGAUCACAGCGAAGCCAUGAAGCGUGAGGAGCCACCUCAGAACCUACUGAGGGAAAAGAUAAUGAAGUUGCCACUCCCAGAGUCUUUAAAGGCUUACUUGACAUAUUUUAGAGACAAAUAACUUAAAGCAAGGAAGAAUGCCUACUGAUAAACGUCCUUACUCUUGUAAAUGUAGUGUUAAUUAGGAGUUAGAGAAUUACUUCACUAGAAUGAAUUAUUGCAGAAAAAAAGCAUAAGUUAUUUCUCUUAAAGACAGAAAUGAUGUAUUCAGUGAUUUAAAAGAGUCUCUUUCUUAAAAUCUAUUUUUCUUAAAUCUUGAAGAAUUACUGUUUUGAUCUCAAAGUGGAAUGGGUCAAUAGUAAGAACUUUGUAUACAGUACUCUUUCUGGUUCUUCAUGGAUUUGUAGUAUUGGUGUUUGAAUUUCAUUCUAUAAAGGUUGAUACAUUGUCACACAUAUAUAGGCUUAUUUAAAUUGCAGUUUGCAUUUCCGUUAUUCGAGCUUGCUUAUCUAAUAAGGAAAGCAAAUGCUUGUAGACCUACUUACUUACUUUUGUUCUAGACAUAUUCCGGGCAACAAAUGAGUGCAAUACUAACUCAAGAUAUUGAAUAAUUUAGAUUUAAAAACCACAGACUUCAUGAAAUUUUACAUACCUGAAAGUUAAGCUUUUGAAUCUAUUGCCAAAAGGCAUGGGGAAAAUUCCUGCUUCUCUCAUAGAGACUUUAAGAGCACAGCUAGUGAAUGUUAAAGUAGGAAGUGGCUACUUGACACAUCUAGUUUGUGUUUGCCCUUUGUGUUCUCAGUAUUUAAAGAUAAUGAGGUUAUCUUAACAGUAGAAUUUUAAGUGGUAGUAUAUUUAGGAUUGCUUUUCAAAGUGGAUAUUAAUCUUUGACAAGGUAGGCCACUCUGGCCUCAUCUGCUCGGAGUCUUUCUAAUAUAAAAAUAGUCAUGGAAGUUGUAUGUACAUGCCUUUGUAUUAAAAUUUCCUUCAGAAUCAGAGUGGGAGCUCUGGGACCCAUACCAAGGUCAUUUGCCUUCAUUCUGUAUUUUAUUUCUUUGGUAAAAUAAUGAUUUUCACUUUUUUGCUUAAUACUACAUUCUUUAUGUAAGGCAUCAGUGAUACAAUAGGCAGUGCAUGUUGUUACUAGCUCUUUCUUCCUAGUAAAGCCUGCACAGUUAUUCCUUGUUGAGAAGCUGUGAGAUGUGACCUGCUUACUACUUAGCAUCACACAGAAGGGAAGAUUUCAAGUGUCUCACUUAUUCCUACCACAUCACUGUCAGAGCAGCCGCUCAGAUUCUCAUAAGGAAAUACAAUCAUGAUGAUUCAAAUAGUUUAUAACUCAGGUCCAAUAAUUCCGCUCAGAUGAUCAGUUAAAACAGUUUAAUCAUGAAAUUGACCCAAAUAAUUGAUAACGUUUUAAUAAUGUGAGUAACAGUGUUAUGGAAAGAAUUCAUUUGACUCUUGUGGAAUGGGCCUGUAAAUUUUUCUUAAUGUAAUUAGUAAACUAUUAUUAAGAAAUGCGCUAUCCUGUCCAAGAAAGGAAAAUGACACCUCCCACUCCCUGAGGUGGUACUGGGGGUUAAACCCAGGACCAGGACCUCUUGCAUGCUAGCCAAGCACUCUACAAAUGAGGUAUAUCCCUAGACCAACAUACUCUCUUGUUCUGUUUAACAAUUUGUUUAAGAAUUCCUUUUUUUUCCUUUGGAAAAAAAAAAAUGUGUUCUUGAAUUUCUGAUACCCACAUAGUCUUCUCUGGAAGAGUUUUCAUUUAUUUUCCAUUCUGUCACCCACAUCUCUUUAUUUUUUUCUUAAAGCUUGAUGUACAGAUAUCUGAAAAUACGUAUUCCUUAAUGAUCUUAUUAUUUAGAAGAUUGUUUUUACUGAUAUAUUUAAAGAGAUUAUUUUCAUGCUGUCUUCUGUUGACUUUGACAAAUUGUACAGUAGAUUGUCUUGAUCAUUGCAUUUGUUGUCUUUGAAAUGUAUAUUUUGUCCUUUUAAAUUCAUUUACUUUUCAGGUGUGACUAUGGUUGACUUUCAAAGGUAGGGAUAAAUGAAAAUUUAAGGAAACCUGUCUUAUCUAUUAACUCAGAUGCAUUAGAUUAAGAAUAUUUGGGUUUGGGCUUAUUUUUAUUUGAGUGUGGAAAGUUAUGCUUUUUAAGUAAAGAAGUAGCAAAUGCAGAUGAAAUUUAAAGAAUGGAAGAAAAUAAGGAAAAAAAACCUAUGAAAAUGAAAUAAAUGAAAAUGAAAGUGAAAGUAAGCCUUAUGUGAUGGCUGACACCUGUGAUCAGCACGUGAGAGGCUGAUGCAGGAGGAAUACUACACACCUGAGGCGUCUGUGCUUUCAGAGUGACUUUGAAGCCUGUCUGGGCCACACAGUAAGACCAGGUUUUGUUCUUUAGAGAACAUAAACAAAAGAAAGUAAAUGGUAAUUAUGGGGAGUAGUCUCGUGGAUUUACAUAUAGACAAAAAUACAUUUAAUUUUAUCUUUUGAAGACAACAAAGAAGGCUUGAGUGGAGGUGUGCAGUGCUUAAGUCUUGUAUCAGAUUGGAGACAGGGCCUGAAGGAGCAUCCAUCAUCACCAAAAUCCUUAGGAUCUGAGAGUGACACCAUAGCUGCCAAGGGUCUAAUUUAAAUCUGUCUUACUCCUCAACAUAUUGGAUUCUGGUAUUAAUAUCAUGUUAAAAUAGCAUACAUGGUUAAAAUAAAAUACUGAAAGUGUGUUGAUUGUUUGAAAGUAAAAGAACCCUCCUACAUCAUUGGGCUACUUGGGAGGAAAAUCAUUUUAAAUAAACGAAUCACAUCAUUACACAGCA